AGUGAUGAGAGCUUCCAAUGCAACCCAAAGUGAGUUUCAGAUUGUUGUUCCUUCUCCUGGGUCAGACGAUCUCACUGAAAAACAGCCUGAAUCAGAGGCUCCCUGGUAUUAAUGACAUCCAGACAAGACCCUCAAACUCCAUUCUGGGCCCAGACAUCACCUCCUGCACGCACCCCAUUCUCCAUUUCUUCCUGUGCAGCUGAGGCACCUUAAGAGUCAAUAUGUGUCCUGAAAAAUUGAUGAAGCAAUGCACUUACUAAAGCUUUUAUUUUGACAUAAAUUCCUGUACAGUACAAUACUUAGGAAUGUAUGUAGAUUACAAACCUCAAAUAGUGACAGCAGGGUUACCUGCUGUCAUAAAAUAUUGUUCUAUUGCAGGAGGUAUUGAUCUCAAAGAUACCUAUCCCAGUGGACUCCAGACGACUAUUGACUCUGUCCCCUUUUAUAAGAUGCCAAAGAGAAUUUACAGCCUUGAUCUUGGUGGCAUAUCAACUAUUAUUGUGAAUGGGUAUGAUGCAAUCAAAGAAUGUCUUGUUCGGCAGAGUGAUAUUUUUGCGGACAGACCAUCGCUACCUCUCUUCAAAAAGCUGACAAACAUGGGAGGGCUGUUGAACUCCAAAUAUGGUCGUGGUUGGACUGAUCAUCGUAAGAUUGCUGUCAACUGCUUUCGCUGUUUUGGACCAGGUCAAAAGGACUUUGAAAGCAAAAUUUCUGAGGAAUGUAUGUUUUUUUUAGAUGCUAUUGACACAUACAAAGGAAAGCCUUUUGAUGCCAAGUGGCUUGUAACUAAUGCAGUUUCCAACAUCACAAACCUAAUCAUUUUUGGAGAGCGUUUCACAUAUGAUGAUAAAGAGUAUCAGCACAUGAUUGAGAUAUUUAGUGAAAAUAUCGAACUGGCAGCCAGUGUAUGGGCAUUUUUAUUUAAUGCUUUCCCUUGGAUUGGGAUCCUGCCUUUUGGAAAACAUAAGCGUUUAUUUAAAAAUGCAGCAGAGGUGUAUGACUUUCUACAAAAGAUUAUACAGCGGUUUUCACAAAACAGAACCUCACAGAAACCCCGGCAUCUGAUUGAUUCAUAUUUGGAUGAACUGGAAAAUAACAUGAAUGAUCCUGAAUCUUCCCUAUCAACAGAAAACUUAAUUUUUACAGUUGGUGAACUUAUUAUAGCUGGAACUGAGACUACAACUAAUGCACUUAGAUGGGCCAUCUUGUACAUGGCACUGUAUCCAAAUAUUCAGGAAAAGGUACAUCAAGAAAUUGACAGUAUAAUGGGAAAAAAUCAAAUACCUUCUCUGGAACACAAGCCACAGAUGCCAUACACAGAGGCAGUUCUUCAUGAAGUUCUUCGAUUUUGCAACAUUGCUCCACUUGGUAUUUUUCGUGCAACUGCCAAGAACACCAUAGUUCGAGGUUAUUCCAUUCCAAAGGGAACCACAGUUAUAACAAAUCUUUACUCUGUACAUUUUGAUGAGAAAUAUUGGAGCACUCCUCAUGUAUUUUGCCCCGAGAGAUUUCUGGAUAGCAACAAACAAUUUGUGAAGAAGGAAGCAUUUGUUCCGUUUUCUAUUGGACGAAGGAAUUGUCUUGGAGAAAAGCUUGCAAGAAUGGAGCUAUUUCUGUUUUUUACCAUGUUAUUACAAAGAUUUCAUCUUCAUUUUCCACCAGGAACAAUUCCAAAUCUGAAACCUAAAAUGGGAAUGACAUUACAGCCUUAUCCAUAUCUUAUCUCAGUUGAAAGACGCUAAAAUAAAGGGAAU
Molecule: messenger RNA, 1754 nt
Organism: Chiloscyllium plagiosum (whitespotted bambooshark)
Lineage: Eukaryota; Metazoa; Chordata; Chondrichthyes; Orectolobiformes; Hemiscylliidae
Source: RefSeq, a predicted model, not a curated record